AUGGAUGCCAUAUUCUCACUCCCUGUUAUUUCUCUCCUCCUCAUCCCCACCAUGUCAUCUUACGCAACCAGUCUCAACUUUAUCUUCUUCUACGUGACUUGGUCGACACUCGUGCUGUCGCACUCCCCCCUCCGAGUCGAGCUAGUCGGUUCAGUCGCCGUGCGCCUAUUAUUUUAUGUCCUACCCUCCCUUUUGUUCUUCCUGUUCGACAUCCUCACACCGUCUGCAGCCGUGAUCUUGAAGGCGCAGGGCGAGGCCGGUCUACCCAGUGGCAGGAAGAAGGGCAAUGUUCGCGUGAGGGACCUGAAGGUCGCAGGCUGGUCAAUUUUCAAUCUGCUUCUUGCAGCGGUCCUUCAGGCUGGUGUCGAAACCCUGCUGGUCCAGGGUCUUCGGAUCCGCAGUGCUGUCAAGGUGUCUAUGAAGCUCCCCAUGCCGUGGGAAAUGGGCAAGGGCUUGCUAGUCGGCCUACUGAUUCGUGAAAUCUUUACUUACUAUAUCCACCGCUACGCUCUGCAUAAUCACCGAACAGUUUUCACCCGGUAUUUGACUCGGUCGCACCAGUCAUGGUACCACAAUCUCAGAACCCCGUUCCCCCUCACCGCGCACUACGAUCACCCGCUCGUCUACGUCCUUGUUCGCUUCCUUCCUACCUAUUUACCAGCCUUGCUUCUCCGCUUCCAUAUGCUUACCUAUCUUCUCUUCUUGUCGACUGUGUCCCUUGAGGAGACUUUCGCGUAUUCCGGAUAUACUGUUAUGCCAACCAGCUUUUUCUUGGGUGGGAUUGCGCGUCGGACUGACGAGCAUCUUCUUGAGGGAGGUGAUGGCAAUUUCGGGCCUUGGGGUGUUUUGGAUUGGGUGUUUGGAACAAGCAUUAGUGACUCUACUGUUGAGGAAGAUGUUGUGGCGGAAUUGGAUGAGAAGGAGAUCGAGAAGCAGGUCAAAAAGGCCAUGGAGGUUUCGAAGAGGAAGAUAAGAGAGGGGACUCUGCGCAGACAUACGGCGCCACGAAAGUGA
Penicillium odoratum is the source of this 1014-nucleotide messenger RNA. RefSeq names its product sterol desaturase family protein. The record is from RefSeq and is a predicted model, not a curated record. The transcript is spliced from 2 exons. Gene Ontology annotation, biological process: ergosterol biosynthetic process. The coding region runs from base 1 to 1014 and encodes 337 amino acids. NCBI's taxonomy places the organism in Eukaryota, Fungi, Ascomycota, Eurotiomycetes, Eurotiales, Aspergillaceae. Gene Ontology annotation, molecular function: C-4 methylsterol oxidase activity; iron ion binding.